CAGCGUCAUAACAUUGGGGACAAGGAUUUCUUGAUCUGCGCAUGGAAGUCAAAACAAGCAGCCGAGCCGCUCACGCCAAAAGCUCGACGUUUCUGGCAAGCAACCAGGGAUGAUUCACGGUGAGCGAGUUGCGCCAGCAGAUCGAACAGCAAUCGCCAGGAUUAACGAACACCCGCACAAUCGCGCAUCGCCCUAUAGUUAAAUUAUCGCGGUCCCUUGAUAACACAAAAACAUGCUCGCAAUUUACCGGUAUCUGGCCUAGGCAAAAUUGUAUGUGAUAAUUUGGCAAUGAACAAUCAACACAACCCCUAGCACGUAUUUUCCGUGACCCACCCCAUCUGGCUAUCCCCAGGGCCGUGUCUGCUCAAUGCCUUCCUACUGGUAUGAUAUUCUUUCUUGGUAAAAUCCCCGAUGAAACUUCCGGGAGCGCCCCCGACAGGGAGGUGUUGGAAUCAGUUUAGACUUCGGACAUGGACCGAACAGAUGGCAUACCCGUAUUGAGAACACUUCCUAUAGGUUCACCUCCCUUGUUGAUCUCGCUCUCCUGAUGCCCGACGUCGCUGUUUUCGACGCGAUUGGUGGGGUUUUCGUAUGCUUUUCCAAAAGUUUCGAUCCCAGCCGUUCUAAAUACAAUCCAGCACCCCAAAGCGCAGCUGGGGUCAUCCCCGACGAAAUCCCUACCCCUCUCCGAAUCCUGACCACAAAAAGUGCCGCGAGAAUAACUACCGUUAUUCGGCUCCUCACACCCCCGAUUCCCAUCUCCGGGCGACCCAGAUUCGGGCUGCGGCUCUGGUUGUACCACCUACCGUCGUUGCCGUCGUUUAGCUUGGCGGCGUUCCUUGUUGUCAUUGGAAAAUCCCUUCGGAACCCCUUCUCCCUCCGUCACGGUCGCGCUCCUCUCGUCCGUACGACUGUCGCUGCUCAAAAUCCCCAACAUGCCGACCGUUACUAUCCCGCUCUCCAUAUUUCGGUUGGUGGUGUCAACCGCUGGAUAAUCCGCCAUCGUAACCCCGUCCGCUGCUCUCCGAGUCCCCAGCGUUCCGGCUCAACGAUCUGUACGUAAGCACAGUAGACUGCGGGGCGAGCCCGGUCGUUAU
Molecule: messenger RNA, 1097 nt
Organism: Tuber aestivum (summer truffle)
Lineage: Eukaryota; Fungi; Ascomycota; Pezizomycetes; Pezizales; Tuberaceae
Source: the annotation of a GenBank genome assembly